GAUUCUCUCCCGAUCUAUUUCACAUAUCAUGACCAGGCCAGAGAACUAAACCCGCUUUAGUUCUCACCCUCGCAUAGCUUCCACGAAGGAUUCGCCCCAGCGUCUCACGAUGACUUCCUCCUCCUCCUUCGUCUCCCCAUCCACCUCCACCUCCACUCCCAUCUACAUCAAUCACCCCAGAAACAACAUGCAAUCCCCCUUCAGUUACACAGAUUCUUCCACCUCCUCAUCCUACUCUUCCUCUCCGGGCGGGAUGGACUUUUUCUUCUACGGGCCUACACAGCCCAUUUAUGAACCUGCCAUGUGCGAUCUCGACGCCGCUGGCACUCCCUUUGCCGUCUCCGAGGUCAUCCCCGAUGCGGCAUACUCUUUCACAAGCUCGCCCUACAUGUACUCUCCCAUGCAUGAUUUCCCCGUCUAUGAGAAUCCAAUUGCCACCAGUGUACCCAGUUCGGCGAGCUCAACCUGUGGAAGUACCUGUGGUAGCUCAAACUGGAACCACGUCCCCGAGGAGGUGCCGAUGCCCAACUACCCCCUCACCUCUGACGACUCGGGCCCGGACUCGCCACCCGCUCAAUCCAAACCAGCAAAGCCCUUCGGCUGCGACAACUGCGGCAAGUCUUUCACCCGCUUCGCAGACUUGAAGCGCCACCAGACGAGCGUUCACUACCCCGUCUUCCGCAACUGCCCCGUCGAGCACUGCUCACGCAAGGGAAACAACGGCUUCCCUCGCCAGGACCACCUGGUCGAGCACCUGCGCUCUUAUCACCACCUGGAUGUGCCGAAGCGCCGAGCACUGAAGCGGUCUGCCAAGGAUGCUGCACUCUAAGUGCCUUGGCAGGUCGUUCAACUCGCUCUCGCUUUCAGUUUCCGUUUCACUUAUCACUUGGUGGGGCCAUUGAACCCCUCCACUACAUAUGACGAUCUUACGAUUUUGUUUUGUUUUGGUUUAUUCGAUUACCCUUCUGUUUCUCGCCGGAUGGCGUUGUCCAUUAUGUCUCUCUUCGCUGGCUGGUCGUACGAUACAUGGCGUCAGUCUUUCUGUUUACAUUUCUCUAUAGACUACAGUCUACACCUGCUCUGUUCUUUUCUGUAUAGAAGAUCCUUUUUUUUUCUGUUCCUUCAACGUUCUCAUGUUUUUUGGCAAUGAUUCGAAUGGAGGUAUGCUUGGCAACGCAAUAGAUGGGGUCAUGAGGGAUUUUUAGACGGUGUUUUGUCUGCUUGGGCACUAUACUCCACGAUGGAAACGAGUACCAAUGAACAUAUCCAUAAGCUCAACU
Penicillium brasilianum is the source of this 1280-nucleotide messenger RNA. Lineage: Eukaryota; Fungi; Ascomycota; Eurotiomycetes; Eurotiales; Aspergillaceae. The record is from the annotation of a GenBank genome assembly.